AGGGCAACGCCAAUAAAUAAAUAGAAGAAGAGUUUUUGUAAUAAAAUUUAACUUUGUUUUCGUUACUAAAAUAGAGUUACAUUUAUAGAUCAAAUCAAUUUAAAAUGAACCAUAAUCAAAUGAACAUGCAUGUACCAAUGAAUCCAGUCGGUGCAGCUCCUAACGUAAACAUGCAAAUGCAAGUACCAGGCCCCAUUAUGCAGCAGCAAUCUCCACAACAAAUUCAACAAGCGAUGCCUCAACAGGCACAGCAGGAUAAAAUGGACAACAUAUCUAAAGUAAAAACCUUGAUGGGGUCGCUAAGAGAAUCAAUCCCAAUGACAUUAAAAUCAGCUGCUCAAAUAUUACAUCAGAAUCAUAAUAUAGAUUCCAAUUCACAGAAAGGCAUGGAGAAUGCUGUUCCACGAUUUGAUAAGAAUUUAGAAGAAUUCUUUUCUCUUUGUGACCAAAUGGAAUUACACUUGCGGACCGCCAUUACGUGUAUCCAGCAGGCCCAAUCAGCGGCACAUUACCUCCCUCUCACAGUGAUACCUUCGCGGUUGGAUUCCGGGCCUACUACACAGGAAACUACAUUAAGCUACCCUCAGUAUUUGAACACAGUGCGACUUCAGAUCUCAUAUGCAAAGGAUAUUCACGAUACGUUAGUCGCAGCCGCUCAAAAUAUAUCACCUACGGAGUGAACAUGAUUAAGAUAAUGAUAAUCCUUUAGAUGCACAAACGUCCAUUAAGUUUCAAUGAU
Molecule: messenger RNA, 739 nt
Organism: Diatraea saccharalis (sugarcane borer)
Lineage: Eukaryota; Metazoa; Arthropoda; Insecta; Lepidoptera; Crambidae
Source: the annotation of a GenBank genome assembly